Messenger RNA from Exophiala mesophila, 2082 nucleotides. RefSeq lists its product as uncharacterized. Gene Ontology annotation, biological process: DNA-templated transcription. Gene Ontology annotation, molecular function: DNA binding; zinc ion binding. Bases 1 to 2082 code for a protein of 693 amino acids. The transcript has 3 exons. The record is from RefSeq and is a predicted model, not a curated record. NCBI's taxonomy places the organism in Eukaryota, Fungi, Ascomycota, Eurotiomycetes, Chaetothyriales, Herpotrichiellaceae.
AUGAACUGUAGUCGGGUACUGAAACCCUCUCAGAAGGCACAGGCGGCUUCGACUAUCGAGGUUCGUCGGUCCAAAGACAGGGAGGCCGGCGCUGAGGUUCUCGCCUCUGUCCCCCAAUGCGGGUCAUCCCCUCGUUCUAUGGUGGGCUCUUGGCCACCAGAAUCUCUAUGCAGAACCCGAGAGCUCGAGAGCAUCGAUUCAGACGUAGAAGACUAUGAGCCUGACCAUAUCGCGGGCACAGUUCUUCCCGACGAUGGCAAGUUACGGGAUCAUGCUACCGCUAGCAUUGCCUCCCAGAUAAUAUCACCAGGGUCGGCUCGGCCUUUACCACAGGCCCCUCGACCAAGAGAAUUUAUCAAAGUAGACUUGCCCUUUAUACAACCCUUCUGGUCACAAAGAGCAUCUAGACAUGAGCAGUACCUGCAACAAUGCGGGGCAUUUCUGUCGCCACCACCAAAACUUCGCAAUGCUCUCCUCGAGAGUUAUGUUGAGUACAUUCACCCUUUACUCCCUCUCGUUGACAUCCACGAAAUCUUGGAAGCCGUGGCCCUGAAUGGCUCUGGGCGAAAGAUAAGUCUCCUUUUAUUCCAGGCAAUCCUACUGGCUUCUUCGGCAUUUGUCAAGGACGAGGAGAUCUCAGCUGCCGGAUACAGAAAUCGAUAUUAUCUUCGAGAAGAACUCGGAGAGCGCGUGCGGAUGUUAUAUGACUUUGACUGCGAGACAGAUCGACUAUGUCUUGUCCAAGUUCUCAUAUUAAUGACGUAUUGGCAGCAAAAGCCCUCGGAUGCUAAACACCUAUGGCAUUGGGUCGGUAUUGCGCAUACCUUGGCCAUUCGGAUCGGCCUCGAGCGAAACUCAGAAGGAUCUGGCAUGCCGAAAGACAAGAUGAGGUUAUGGAAACGAGUCUGGUGGUCCUGCUAUAUCCGUGAUCGUACACUAGCUCUCGGUCUUAGACAGUCACCACGGACCUUUGUCGAAAGUAAGGACAAUCCAGACUUGGAAGUCGACGAUUUCGAGAUCCGGCAACCCAUACCGGCCGUUGUCGAGACUUUCAGCAACUGUACUGCGCUAGUGGACCUGGAACACCAGAAAUGGUGGGCCCGGCUUUGCAUCUGGCAGUUGAAGCUGUGUCACAUUCUGCCUGAAAUCUUCGUGGCCAGAUACUCAACGCUUGUGCCCAAAUUGACCCGAAGCCAAGAGGUCAGCGGAGUUACAGUACCAGAGCCUCCCGGAUUCGAACCUGACAAGAUCCAGGAAUGUGGCAGAAAACUAGAUUUGUGGUUCAGUGAAAUCCCAAGGGAGACUGUGUACAAAUCCCCGGGGUCAUUCUAUUUUACGACCGGACGAGAUCUGCUGGUCCUCCACUGCUCGAUGGUCAACAUGUUCUACCACGCCUUGGUCUGUGCAUUGCACCGACCAAAUUCGGCAUCCUUGCGACGAGGAAUCUCUGCUGAUGAAGUUCUCUCACAACGCAAGGCUCGCCACGCCGCGACCACCAUCACAUCAAUCCUGGGAGAUUUGCAGAUCUCAGAGAUGACUGUUCGCAUGCCUUCCUGGGGCAUGACGGCACUGCUGCAAUCUGCCAUGACUCACCUUUGCGAUUGCCAGGCGGACAACCGCUUCCUUCGUUCCCAGAGCCGGCAGCAGUUCGAGGCGAGUUUUGGGUUUUUGGACGAAAUACAGCAUGUACACGCCUAUGGAGCGUUUGCGAUCAAAUACCUCGAAUCCGCUGCCCGGAAAGUCUAUCUUGGACCUGGAGUCUUGAGUUCAACGCCCCCCUUUCACAACCGGAGCGUUGCUGAGAACUGGUCCACCAUCAAUGACUCAUCUGGUGCUGAUGCGGCUUCCGCUGCCGUUCCUGGUUUAUUUGAUCCCAUGUGCGAACCGCCUCUUCCUCCUCAACCGGCCUUGAUAUCGGCAACCGUACCUCAAGCCAGUCAGCUUGAUCCCUCAGAUUUGAGUGCUCUCAGGCAAAAUAUCUGGCUGGAAGAUUCUGCUAUGUAUGAAGCUCUGGACUUCGACAUCGAUUUGAACUUUCCAUCGGACCCUGAGGAAACAAACUUCUUGGAUCGAUGGAAUUAG